GUAUCAGCUGUUAACUUGUAUACCAGCCCAACUUUGAUGAGCCUCGAUCGAUAGUUUUGUAGCAGCUCAAAGAAUGUAAAAUCAGAAAAGUUUUUUUUUGUCGAUGAAUCGAAAUUUGUCGAUAAUUGUUUUUUGGUUUUUCUGCAAAAUAUUUCAUGUAGUCCCUUUAUUUUCAAGACGGAACGGAUUUGGAACAUGUAAACAUGCAUAUCUGAAACUGGCACUGACAUUUGAAGUAAACAAAUGAAUUGAACUGAAAUGUCAAGUAAACAAGUGAAUUGAAAACAUUGGAGACUAUUGUGAUACCUAGAUUUGCUUAAAUUAUAAACCAAGUUAAAAUGAUCGGCACAAAUUUCGGCAUCUUCCGUCCACAUUCGUCCAGCUCGAUUGCUGGUGGUUCAGGUGCCACAGCUAUGCCAGAAGAACGUGCAGUCGUUCAACAGUUGAGCGAUUUCAUGUUACAACUGGAGGAUUAUGUACCAACAGUGCCUGAUGCAGUGACAGCUUGCUAUCUAAAUUCUGCCGGAUUUGAAUCAAAUGAUCCCCGCAUUGUGCGCUUGAUAUCGGUAGCUACUCAAAAGUUUAUUUCCGAUGUCGCCAAUGAUGCACUGCAGCAAUGUAAAACUCGUUGCAACAGCCAAAACGUUGCACAAGGAACUCACACACCGGGUCCAAAGGCAACCAAAGAUCGCAAAUACACGUUGACUAUGGAGGAUUUGGCACCCGCCCUUGCAGAUUACGGCAUAACAGUGCGCAAAGCACAGUAUUUUCCAUAAGCAUUAACCUCAUAUAUGAAUUAUCAUGGCUUCUUUUAUUGUACGUUAUUAACACUGUCUUUUCAUAUCGAAAUAAAGUCGGAAAAUAAAUGA
Molecule: messenger RNA, 869 nt
Organism: Rhagoletis zephyria (snowberry fruit fly)
Lineage: Eukaryota; Metazoa; Arthropoda; Insecta; Diptera; Tephritidae
Gene: Taf10b
Product: TBP-associated factor 10b
Biological process (GO): transcription initiation at RNA polymerase II promoter
Cellular component (GO): nucleus; transcription factor TFIID complex; SAGA complex
Molecular function (GO): RNA polymerase II general transcription initiation factor activity; promoter-specific chromatin binding
Source: RefSeq, a predicted model, not a curated record